UCCGGAGAUGGUGAUGCUGGGUCCGGAUGAGCAGUUCACGGUUCUGUCUCUGUCCGGGGACAAACCCAAGAGGGCCAACGUCAUCAAGGCUGUGUGUCUGCUGCUUGGACCGGACUUCUUCACUGAUGUCAUCACCAUAGAAACAGCCGACCAUGCCCGCCUGCAGCUGCAGCUGUCCUACAACUGGUGUUUUUGAUGUUAAAUCUCCGGUCAGCUCCGCUGAUGCUGCAUCUCUCUUCUCUGUCCCUGACUUUGUGGGGGACGCCUGUAAAGCCAUCGCCUCUCGGGUUCGUGGCGCCGUCGCCUCUGUCCAGUUCGACGACUUCCACAAGAACUCCAACCGGAUCAUCUGCUCGGCCGUGUUCGGCUUCGACGAGAAGAUGUCGGUCCGACCCAGUCUGAGGUUCAGCCAGAACAACCUGGUGAUCAGCAGCGUGGACAUCCAAUCAGUGGAGCCGGUGGACCAGAGGACCCGGGACGCCCUCCAGAAGAGCGUCCAGCUGGCCAUCGAGAUCACCACCAACUCCCAGGAGGCGGCCGCACGUCAUGAGGCAGAGCGUCUGGAGCAGGAGGCCCGGGGUAAACUGGAGCGUCAGCGGAUCACGGACCAGGCCGAGGCCGAACGGGCCCGAAAGGAGCUGCUUGAGCUGGAGGCACUCAGCGCUGCCGUGGAGAGCACCGGGGCGGCUAAAGCCGAGGCCCAGUCCAGGGCCGAAGCCGCUCGAAUCCAGGGCGAAGCCGCCGUCAACGAAGCCAAACUGAAGGCGGAAGCUCAGAGGAUUGAAGCCGAGGCAGAGCUUCAGCGUCUGGCCAAGGCCCGUGAGCAGGAGCUGAAUUAUAAAAAGGAGAUGGACCGUCUGGAGGUGGAGAAGAAGGAGCGUCUGGCGCAGAUCGACAGUCAGCGCUUCGGUCAGCUGGUGGAGAGUCUGGGCUCCGACACCCUGAAGGAGAUGGCCCGAGCUGGACCAGAACUGCAGGUCAAACUGCUCCAGUCUCUGGGUCUGAAGUCCACUCUGAUCACAGAUGGAUCAUCACCCAUCAACCUGUUCACCACCGCCAACGGCCUGCUGGGGGCGCUGCCGGGACAGGCCCAGGGGGAGUGAGGACCAGGGGGAGUGAGGACCAGGGCAGGGCUGGCCAGGGGGGC
This is a messenger RNA of Sphaeramia orbicularis (orbiculate cardinalfish), 1147 nucleotides long. Its product is annotated as major vault protein-like. The transcript has 7 exons. The record is from RefSeq and is a predicted model, not a curated record. NCBI's taxonomy places the organism in Eukaryota, Metazoa, Chordata, Actinopteri, Kurtiformes, Apogonidae. Gene Ontology annotation, cellular component: nucleus; cytoplasm. Bases 153 to 1103 code for a protein of 316 amino acids.